AUGUCUGAAGUUUUGAAAGAGUUAUUUUCCGUUUCUGUUGUGUGUCGCUUUAUUUGGAACGAAUGUUUCUUUGUUCUUCGAGCAGAGAGGAAACGAGGCCGACAGACGUACACGAGGUACCAGACCCUGGAGCUGGAGAAGGAGUUCCACUUCAACCGCUACCUCACCAGGAGACGGAGAAUCGAGAUAGCGCACGCUCUCUGUCUCACCGAGCGCCAGAUCAAGAUGUUCCAGAACAGGCGAAUGAAGUGGAAGAAGGAGAACAAAACAAAGGGUGGUGACGGAUCGAACGGGGAUGGAAGUGACAUUACCCCCCAGACAUCCCCUCAAUAGAUCCCCCCUCGUUCACCCCACGAUUAUUUUUAAAAUCCAAACCUCUGGUGAAAAUCUAAGUCAUAGUUUGAGUGUACCAUUGGUGUAUUCAAUUACAGUACUAGGUUAAGUCAUAUGAGUAAAUAAUAUUAUAUAUUAUAAAAAAUUGAAA
This is a messenger RNA of Nilaparvata lugens (brown planthopper), 484 nucleotides long. Its product is annotated as homeobox protein Hox-A7-like. Lineage: Eukaryota; Metazoa; Arthropoda; Insecta; Hemiptera; Delphacidae. Gene Ontology annotation, biological process: anterior/posterior pattern specification; negative regulation of transcription by RNA polymerase II. Gene Ontology annotation, molecular function: RNA polymerase II cis-regulatory region sequence-specific DNA binding; DNA-binding transcription factor activity, RNA polymerase II-specific. The record is from RefSeq and is a predicted model, not a curated record. Gene Ontology annotation, cellular component: nucleus.